AGAUGAGCCAAAACACGAACAGGGGUGACAAAUCACUGCGCGAGGGCGAGUGGACCUCGUCUUUGCCUCCUCCCUGUUCCAGACGCAGGUCCCCAGGGCUCUGCGCUGCUGUUUUCAGCACUCCGGAAAGCCGGCGUCUUUGGCUCUAGGAAAGUGAACCAAGCUCGGGAGUUUUCCGUUCAGCACCUCGGACAGAGCACGCAGCAAAAAUAUGGCUCCGAUCGCUACCAGCCGGGAAGAAUUUGAUGAAAUCCCCACUGUGGUGGGGAUCUUCAGUGCAUUUGGACUGGUCUUCACAGUCUCUCUGUUUGCAUGGAUCUGCUGUCAGAGAAAAUCAUCAAAGUCUAACAAGACUCCUCCAUACAAGUUUGUGCAUGUCCUUAAGGGGGUUGAUAUUUACCCUGAAAACCUAAACAGUAAAAAGAAGUUUGGAGCAGAUGAAAAAAAUGAUGUAAAGAAUAAACCAGCUGUGCCAAAGAAUUCAUUGCAUCUUGACCUUGAGAAGAGAGAUCUCAAUGGCAAUUUUCCCAAAACAAAUCUCAAAGCUGGCAGCUCUUCUGAUCUAGAAAAUGUGACCCCGAAGCUCUUUCCAGAAGGGGAGAAAGAGGCAGUGUCCCCUGAUAGCUUAAAGUCCAGCACUUCACUGUCUUCAGAAGAGAAACAAGAGAAGCUGGGAACCCUCUUCUUCUCCUUAGAGUACAACUUUGAGAAGAAAGCAUUUGUGGUAAAUAUCAAGGAAGCCCGAGGCUUGCCGGCCAUGGAUGAGCAGUCAAUGACCUCCGAUCCGUACAUCAAAAUGACGAUCCUCCCGGAGAAGAAGCAUAAAGUGAAAACCAGAGUUCUGAGGAAGACCUUGGACCCAGCUUUUGAUGAGACCUUUACAUUCUAUGGGAUCCCUUACACCCAGAUCCAAGAGUUGGCCCUGCACUUCACAAUCUUGAGUUUUGACAGGUUUUCAAGAGAUGAUAUCAUUGGGGAAGUCCUUAUUCCUCUCUCAGGAAUUGAAUUAUCUGAUGGAAAAAUGUUAAUGAGCAGAGAGAUCAUCAAGAGAAAUGUUAGGAAGUCUUCAGGACGGGGUGAGCUAUUGAUCUCUCUCUGUUACCAGUCCACCACAAAUACUCUCACUGUGGUUGUUUUAAAAGCUCGACACCUGCCUAAAUCUGAUGUGUCUGGACUUUCAGAUCCCUACGUAAAGGUCAACCUGUACUAUGCCAAAAAGAGGAUCUCCAAAAAGAAGACUCAUGUGAAGAAAUGCACUCCCAAUGCAGUAUUCAAUGAACUGUUUGUCUUUGAUAUUCCUUGUGAGGGUCUUGAAGAGAUAAGUGUGGAAUUUCUGGUUUUGGAUUCCGAGAGGGGAUCCCGGAAUGAGGUGAUUGGGCGGUUGGUCCUGGGAGCAGCAGCAGAAGGAAGCGGUGGUGAGCACUGGAAGGAGAUCUGUGACUUCCCCAGGAGACAAAUUGCCAAGUGGCAUAUGCUCUGUGAUGGUUAGCCUCCUAGCCAUGAGCUAGAACUACUUGAUUUUUACUAGGCAAGGAGCAAUUCUCUUUCUUUGUGAUAU
This is a messenger RNA of Trichechus manatus latirostris (Florida manatee), 1558 nucleotides long. RefSeq names its product synaptotagmin 4 (gene SYT4). Gene Ontology annotation, biological process: vesicle fusion; regulation of calcium ion-dependent exocytosis; calcium ion-regulated exocytosis of neurotransmitter. The transcript has 4 exons. The coding region runs from base 212 to 1489 and encodes 425 amino acids. The record is from RefSeq and is a predicted model, not a curated record. Lineage: Eukaryota; Metazoa; Chordata; Mammalia; Sirenia; Trichechidae. Gene Ontology annotation, molecular function: phosphatidylserine binding; SNARE binding; clathrin binding. Gene Ontology annotation, cellular component: exocytic vesicle; axon; plasma membrane.